UUCAAAGAAAGGCCGCCUUGUCAGAGUAUUCCUUCUACUUCUAUGCAUAGAGAAGAUCAUCACCAAUCUGGUGCCAUUGACAUGGCCUGCAAAGGUUCUUAGAUAAGUACACAACGAUCACUUGUUCCUGGUUGCUGCGCUCCGCCACUCAUUGAAGUAUGAUUGCAUUAUCAUUUGUAUGUUGCGAUCGUCGCGCGCACUCGUCAUCAAUGUACGUGCACUCAUCAUAUCGUCCACUGAGCUUGCGAGCUCAGGGCUAAACCCUUCAUGCAUUCAUGUGCAACACUCAGGUACACCCCGUCAUCCGCUACUAACCUAUUAUAGAAUGACUACUUGCCACGUAGAAGCACGAAUCAAACUGUAAAGUCACGAGCCACUGCGCAGGGAAUUGCUCGCGGAAGACUUCAGGCUAUCUAUCAAGCUAUCAUGCUAGAUAAAGUCCCAUUCCAAAUUCACAUCAGAUUGCAGCAAUGUUUCGUUCUGACACAGAUCUACUAGAAUCGUUGACCGCUGAGCUCUCUCAGCAGCUGAAGGAUUAUGAAGAUCAAGCCUUGGUCGAGAUGAUACGGCCGAAUCUUACAUCUCAAUUUGUGCAGCAUGCUCCCGAGUUGACCAAAUUCCAUGAAGCCAUCACGCAGAACGAUUCGAUGGAUGAUAGGGAUCUCCUACGCAUCUUUCGAGAAUUUGUCCCUACCACAAACUACGAACCUUACCGGCCGUUCAUAGCAAAGUUUUUUGCGACCCCUUGCAAGGAGGCUGAUGUCAAGAACAUGUUCGCCCCAGGACUUCCCUACUUCUUUGCUAUGUCCAGUAUGACAUCUGGCAAAUCAGUAAAGACAUUUCCAAGAUAUCGGCCUCCCUCGCACUUGCUGCAAAACCCUCUUUAUCUUGCGCUUCCCCCGUCAGAGGGAACCACCUUAUCACCAGCUUCCAUGAGAUAUUCGCAAAUCUUAACAAUAGAUUGCGAAGACGGUCAAUCCAAGCAGGUGACAAUCUGCUCGUUGAGCAUCGGUUUUCUGCGAAUGGCAAUGAACUGGGACGCCGAGCAUGAUAACGAGAGGCUCGACUUAUGGCUGCCGGGACAAACAGAUCCAUAUGCGAUCUCCUUGGUUAAGAGCUAUCGGGCAUUCUUCGUCUUGAAUGCUCUGUUUGCACUGGCAGACCGUCGGGUGACAACCAUCCGGUUCUUCUUCGCCAACGUAUUCGUCAUUUUUCUGCAGUAUAUAGAGGAUGAAUGGUCUCUACUCAUCGACUGCAUCGAGAAAGGCAUCAUCCCAGAUGUGGAAAACCUGGGCCAUUUGCGAGCACCUUUGGAGAAACUGUUUAAGCCAAAUCCUGAUCGUGCUGCUGAACUUCGGGAAAUUGGGCCUCCUGGUAUCCAAGGUUGGGCAGUCUGCGUGUGGCCUCACUUGGAAAGGUUCCUUGGGAUUACUGGAGGUCCGGCUGCUACAGCCGUUUCCAAGCUUGCUCACGUCCUGGGACCUUCCAUCCGCACGCAGGCUACUGGUUAUGGCAGCUCAGAGGGUAGCAUGGCCCUACCAUACCACCAAACCAAUCCUAACACUGACUACAAGGUAAUGUUUGUGGAUGUGUUGACCGAGUUUCUGGACGUGCAUUCCAACGAAUCUCCGGAGCGUGUACUGUCCAUUCAUGAACUUGUAACUGGAGGGCAUUACGAGCCCAUCUUGACGACUCGCAAUGGCUUGUGGAGAUAUCGCAUUGGUGAUGUCGUCACCGUUAAAGGCUUCGCUCCAGAUGAUGGAUUGCCCGUUAUCAGCUACCUUCAUAGGCGAGAAGGUGGAAUUGUGAUGGCAUUCGGAACGACGUGCACCGAGUCCCAAUUGACGACCGCGAUCGUCUCUGCCGCCAAUCGGUGGAUCGGCCAGAUCAUAGAUUUCACGAUUGUAGGCGACGACCGAGACACCCCUAUCACUUAUGGGUAUUUGGUGGAAAUUGGAGGGGAAAUAGGAAAGGAGGCGAGAAUGGCGAUACAACAAACUUUUGAAGAACUCAUGGCGGCAAACGACGAGUUUCGGACCGCUUUCUGGCAAGGCCGGGCGAGAAAGCCGACCAUUCGUCUCUUAGAGAAAGGCACCUUUGCAGGAUAUCGCCAACAGAAGUGUAACAAGACGAACGUCUCGAUAUCGCAGGUGAAGGUACCUGUCGUCCUAUCCGACCCUACAUUUAGAGAAUGGUUCCUGCAACAAGUUGUAAUUGAGCUGUAACAGAGUUUGGUCGAAAUUUGUCCGUUCCUCGCACAAAUGAUUACGUUCGUGCCGAUUCACCCUUACGUCGUUCUAUUGGAUGUCUCGGCAUUAACAUGAACUACUUUCAAUGACAGCUACUCCAACAAAUACUAGAGAUACGGAAAGGGAACCCCUGGAAGACACUAAGAUGUCAGUACCGGAGCAGUGUUCUCACUCACAAAGACUAUAGCUCGACCUGAGCUGGUUUGGGUCGGUCCGGCCGGUAAAUGAACAGAAGACAGUCAAUGUGGCUAGUGCUUACGGCAGAGGCAACCACGUACACUGAGAUACAGAACCGUCAUCUCAUGACUGUUCUAUAUCACAGUGUUGUGGACU
Messenger RNA from Suillus fuscotomentosus, 2582 nucleotides. Its product is annotated as GH3 auxin-responsive promoter. Gene Ontology annotation, molecular function: acid-amino acid ligase activity. Bases 471 to 2225 code for a protein of 584 amino acids. The transcript is spliced from 7 exons. The record is from RefSeq and is a predicted model, not a curated record. NCBI's taxonomy places the organism in Eukaryota, Fungi, Basidiomycota, Agaricomycetes, Boletales, Suillaceae. Gene Ontology annotation, cellular component: cytoplasm.